CAUGUGGGUCACGCGAAGCCGCAUUACACACAGUUCAGCCCUUCAGCAGCAGCGAUGGGAAAACAAACUUUAACUGCGCGACAGAGAUAAGAAUCAGCCGCUAUCCGUGUGGAAGCUCGAGCGGAGUGUCGGCUGUCGGGAUUAGGAUGAUUUUCAGAAGCUGUCCCGGUUCGGUGCUGGUGGAAAAGCGGCAGCAUUGAGGCGCAGAGCCGCUCGGAGUUGCGGGAUUAGUUCGCUCGCAGCCUGACAGCGGAGGCUGACUGCGGUGGGAUGGGCUGUGAGGUGUUCAAGAUGGCGGCGCCCUGUGGAGUGAAUCUACUCUAACAGCGGUGCCUGGAGACUGUAUUGGUGGGCGGGCCCCAGGAGUCCUCCAGGCAAGCCGGGUCUGACACUGGGAGAGAAACGCGGCCUGCACCUCCAGCACUGCCACCAUGGCCAGGGAGCAGCCCAACGUCGGGGACCUCCUCCCGCUCCUGGAGACCUCCGACCUCCAGCAGCUCGAAGAGAUCCGGAGCCUCAUCAACGAGCAGCUCAGCACCGAGCGAGGCUCCAUGCUGCUGAACGGGUUGGUGGACUACUUCCUGGAAACCAACUCCGCCCAGGCCCUGCAUAUCCUGUCCUCAGUCAGAGAGCCGCAUGACAAGCACCUUCUGGACAAGAUGAACGACUGUAUGGCCAAACCAGCUUGCCGGCUGCCCACCCUCAUGCUGCUCGGCCACGUGGUCCGAAAGCAGCCGUCCUGGAUCCACAAGAUGGCCCGCUACCCUCUGCUGCUCUCCCUGCUGAAAUGCCUCAAGACGGACACAGACGUAGUGGUGCUGAUAACCGGAGUUCUGGUGCUCAUCACUCUGCUUCCCAUGAUCCCUCAAGCCGGGAAGCAGCACCUCUGGGAGUAUUUCGACAUCUUCGGCCGCCUGGCGUCGUGGAACCUCAAAAACCCAGGCCACGUUUCCGAGGUCUACCUGAUCCACCUCCACGCCUCCGUCUACUCCCUCUUCCACAGGCUCUAUGGAAUGUAUCCAUGCAACUUUGUUUCCUACCUGCGCUCCCACUACAGCAUGAAGGAGAACAUGGAGACCUUUGAGGAGGUGGUGAAGCCAAUGCUUGAACAUGUUCGUAUACAUCCCGAGUUGGUGACGGGAACCAAGGACCACGAGCUGGACCCCACCAGGUGGAAAAAGUAUGAGAUCCAUGAUAUCGUCAUUGAAUGUGCCAAAGUGUCCCUAGACCCAAAGGAGGCAUCCUGUGAGGAGGGCUACGCCACCAUGCCUGAGAACUUUUACCCACAAGCCCACCUGCGGGCGCAGGACUCCACAUCGAGCCCCUACACAGACCUGCACAGCAGCUACGGAAGUUCCUCUUCGACGCCGUUCUCGACUCCGCGGCAGCCGCUGCCCCCGCCCCUGUCCCUGCCGCCCCUCUCAGGCUCUCAGUCCUCCUCGUCCUACCGAAGCCCGCAGACCUCCAGACGGCAGAACUCCAACAGUGAACUGAACUCUUCCUGUGGGGGGAAGGACCCCCUGUGGAGCCCCUCCUCUCUGUGCGGCAUGGCCACGCCCCCUUCCUCCCGGGGCAUGUCGCCCAACCUGGAGCUCUCCCACAGUGCCUCACACCUUCCCAGCCGCUUCCACUGCACGUCAGGAGGAAAAGGAACGCCGGCCUCCAGCACUCCAGCCACCUCAUCCCCACCUCCCACUCUGUCAGAUGACUUCCCUGUAAUCUCCUUACCAGCCAACACGGUCCAGUCCAGUCCGCCGAGAAAAGAUCGUCGACAAGGAGAAAGCAGCAAGCCUGGACUGGUGAGACAGGAGCAAGUCAGAGAGAUGGAGAAGAGUGUAGAGGGAGCUGGAAACAGAGACGCAGAAAGUGCAGCGAAUGUCACCAUGACGCUGACGGAGCUGUCGGUUUUCAUGACGAGGCAGGAGCUGGACCUUCAGCUGAGAACGGAGAAGGAGAGAGAAGAAGCUGCCAUCACAGAGGAGCUGAUGAAACUCACUGAAGACAAGCAGGAGCUGCCGGGGCUGAGAGGCUACGACUCUCCUUUCUUCCACACCACUGAGACUCUGACGGGCCGCCAGACGCAGAACCCGACCUCCUCCUCCAACGCCCACCCAGGCGGCGCCGUCAGAGAGCCGCGCUACGCCGCGUCCACUCCGGACAGAGCCGAGAGCACCUCAGGCAGCGGCGGCGGCGGCGCUGGCGACAGAGCAGCGGCGUCGGAUCGGUCCGCCGUGGAUCGGUCCUGGUCCUUCCAGUCCGGCUUCACCCCCAUCGACCACCACCUGCUCCGGAGCCCCUCCGCCCCCGACGACGACUCCUCCAAGUUUGAGAUGUUCUCCCCGAGCCCGUGCGGCAAAGCGCCGAUUCCGUACGAGUCGCUGUUCGCGCUGGCCCUGCCCAGGGCCGCCUCGCUGUUCGUGGGCCAGAAGACGUCGGAGGCGGUCCACAAGGCGGCGAUGGAGAGGCUGCUGCAGCGCGAGGAGGGCCUGGAGGACGGGGAGGAGGAGGGCGUGGUGUCGGCUUCGCCACUGGAGGUGCUGGAUCGCCUUGUUCAGCAGGGGAGUGACGCACACGACAAAGUCCUCAAGAGAUUACCUUUGCCAAGUAAGUCAGCUGACUGGACUCACUUUGGAGGCUCGGCUCCUCUGGACGAGCUCCACACGCUGCGCAGCCAGCUGCUGCUGCUGCACAACCAGCUGCUGUACGAGCGCUACAAGAGGGAGCAGCACGCCGUCCGCAACCGCCGCCUCCUCCGACGCAUCAUCAACGCCACGGCGCUGGAGGAGCAGAACAACGCAAUGGCAAGUUUCAACUCUUUACUACUUCUUAGCCGCUUUCCAAGAAACAGGCAGCUGCUAAGCUAAAGUAAAUAAAACUGGGCUAGCAGGUGU
Poecilia latipinna (sailfin molly) is the source of this 2891-nucleotide messenger RNA. It is a transcript of the gene tsc1b, whose product is annotated as TSC complex subunit 1b. Gene Ontology annotation, cellular component: TSC1-TSC2 complex. The coding region runs from base 432 to 2864 and encodes 810 amino acids. NCBI's taxonomy places the organism in Eukaryota, Metazoa, Chordata, Actinopteri, Cyprinodontiformes, Poeciliidae. The transcript has 16 exons. The record is from RefSeq and is a predicted model, not a curated record. Gene Ontology annotation, biological process: negative regulation of cell population proliferation; negative regulation of TOR signaling; regulation of cell cycle.